AUGGGCACCGUCAGGAAGUGGAAGCAUUUCAAUCACACUUGGCACAGGAACCGGAAGCUCAACAGUUGGCCCAACAUGGGCACCGUCAGGAAGUGGAAGCAUUUCAAUCACACUUGGCACAGGAACCGGAAGCUCAACUCCGGUCUCUACUCCCGUAAACGCGACUUUCACAAUCGCACCGGAACUAACAACCGGUGGGCCAAGUGCAACAGCCUCAUCGCAUUUCUCCAGUGGCGUCGUGUCACAACGACUCCAUCGUCCUCGGGAAUAAGGUCCGGAAUCCAAGAGCAGCAGAAGCCCAAAGGCUCCGGUAUCUACUUUUCUCCCUACGACAUCUUGCAACGAAACUACAUUCUUGACUCGCGUUACCUCUCAGAAGCCUUCCAGGGCUUCUGCCUCGCGAUGGUGGAAUACAACGUCGGAAACGCGGCGCGGCAGUGGUACGGCAAUCAGCUUGACUACAUUCAUGACUGA
Messenger RNA from Lasiosphaeria miniovina, 474 nucleotides. RefSeq lists its product as uncharacterized. The record is from RefSeq and is a predicted model, not a curated record. NCBI's taxonomy places the organism in Eukaryota, Fungi, Ascomycota, Sordariomycetes, Sordariales, Lasiosphaeriaceae. The transcript is spliced from 5 exons. Bases 1 to 474 code for a protein of 157 amino acids.